AUGCAGAGGGAGGAAUGGGUCGAGGGCCGAGCUCGACCCAAGCGCAAGAUGCCUUCGCUCUCCAUCAACAACCCCAUGGAGGUGCUGCGACAGCGGCUGUUGCUGGAGGUGGCACGGAAGCAGAUGCGUGAGGCGAGCCAGCGGCAGGCCGUUGCGAACAGGCUCUUUCUGCAGAACGUUGGAAAACGGGGUUAUUUGGGCAACUUGGAUUUAACCCGCUACGAGAAC
This is a messenger RNA of Iphiclides podalirius (scarce swallowtail), 228 nucleotides long. The record is from the annotation of a GenBank genome assembly. Lineage: Eukaryota; Metazoa; Arthropoda; Insecta; Lepidoptera; Papilionidae.